This is a messenger RNA of Symbiodinium sp. CCMP2592, 3582 nucleotides long. The record is from the annotation of a GenBank genome assembly. NCBI's taxonomy places the organism in Eukaryota, Dinophyceae, Suessiales, Symbiodiniaceae.
AUGAAUUACAAGUACAUGCUGGUUGCAUCAUACACGAUGCCUGUGUUAAAGGGCCGCAAAUGCCACCCGGACGAUAAGAUCAUGAUUGCUGAUGAUGGUGGAGUUGGCAUGGUACAGGUGAUCCAAGUGGAUUAUCAGACAAUGCUCCAGAACCCACAGGCGAUCCAGGUGUGUUACCAGACAGUGCUCCAGAACCCACAGGCGAUCCAGGUGUGUUACCAGACAGUGCUCCAGAACCCGCAGGCGAUCCAAGCGUCUCACCAGAUAGUGCUCCAGAACCCGCAGGCGAUCCAAGCGUAUGGUGAUCCUCCUGAUUUGGACUUGGAUGAGUUGUUCGUUGAGGAGGAGGAUGUGCCGAUUGGAGUCAUCAACAGAUUCCCAGAUGGCUCGUUCGUCAUCAGCUUGCAUUUGAAGGACCAGCUCGUUGAUACGGAUGGAUUGAUGGAUUUGGUUCCUAGGGAGGUGGAGUUGCCCGUUCCGGAAAGGAAAGCGAAACGCAUGCUUAAGAACGGCGAUAUGGACGUUGCCGCGAUCCUGAACCUCUUUGAGCUCUUGAAGAUCAUCAAGGUGAAGCAAGCAAGUGGACGAGCAGCCAAGAAAGGAAUUUCGUGGACUACGGGAAUGUUCGUGCAUGGCGGUGUUGCUGGCCUUCGGGGAAACACAAAGAGAAUGAGGUGGACUACAAGGUGCUUGGUGGAGUCUGCGAAGAAAAUGGCUGGAGACCAUGCGUUUACGGCGGUUGGCAUUCUGGAAAACAAGGAUAUGGAUUGCCAUAAAGAUAGGCACAACGAGGUCGACUCUAUGAACACCGUGAUCAUGUUGAAAAGACCUUUGAAGGGCGGCGAGUUGUGGUUAGAAAAUGAUGAUCUAAGUCCUGAAGAAGCUGAUUGGAAGCAAGUAUCAAAAAAGCUGUGGAAGAAGGGUGAAAUUCAUGAUCUACCAAUUGGCCAACCGUAUGUUUUCAGUCCUCGUAAAUGGUAUGAAGUUCAGCCGUGGGAUGGGGAUCGAGUGGUUAUGGUGCUGUACAAUCCGAGAGCUAGUCACCUACAUUUCCAAGACAAGGAUGACUUAGACUUUGUCGGGUUCCCAACCGUGCAGAAUGACCUCGAGAUCCCUAGUUCAGGUCCCACCGUGCAGAAUGACAUCGAGAUCCCUGGUUCAGGUCUUGUUGAGGGUGGUGAUGUACUUUCACAGCUUAGUGCGCCAGCCCAGGCGAGUGAGUUCCCACUGGUUGAGGGUGUCCCAGAGCUUGACUUGAUUAGACCGUUGGAGCUAGAAGAUCCGGAAGAGCUAGAUGAUUACCUGAUCUCCUUGACAGAAGAGCAAGACCAUUUGCUACAAGACCUGCAGGAUCGUUCGAGUCGCUUGCGUUUACUUCUUGAGGAGGAGCAGGCUUUGCUUGAGGAGUGCAAAAGGGCAGGCCAAGAUGUCACAGAUGAGGUUGAGCACGUCACAGUAUCCAUCGAGGACAUGAUUCAGGAGGUUGUAGAGAAACAAGGCGCGAGAGAAAAUGAGGCACACGACCGUCUCCUAAAGGCAACCGAGAUCUCGGAAGAGGACCUAGAGGGUGAUUUGGAGGUGGCCCGUGGUCGCCUGGACAUUGCUUUCGUUCAAAUAGCAGGCUUGCGCUCCUUGCUUCUCAGUUUCGGCAACAGGCUUGUGCGUGCUGAAGGAAACAUUGAGGAAGCUCGAGGUGAAGUGGCCCGCACAAUCCUCAACUUCAACGGCAGACUUGAGUCUGUCGAGGACAGUCUGGAGGAGGGUCUUGAGAACCAGGCUGGCCUCCUGAGAGUCUUCUCUCAGAUUUUUGAUGACGCGACGACUCGGCUGGUCCCGCUUGUUGCCAGGCCGUCAGAUGUCAGGCUCACUAUGGAAGAGGCAUCUGUGCUUCCUUCCAGCGAAGAAGCCUCCAGAUCCAGUGUUGCAAGGUUUCGCAGUUCUUCUUCAGAAGUGGUUUUCUUGAAGCAUGCCGUCACAGUGAUGGCCAGGAAAGUCAGACUUUGUGAUGAAGACAUUUUCGAGCUUCAUGUUCAAAGGUUCGAGCUAAUCCUUGCACACUCUUAUGAAGCCUCGAUUUUGGGGCGCAGCUUUCGAGGAGCAACCCUGGAAGAACGGCACACCAAGGUUAGGCUGGCACUCGGAGGCAAGGCGCCUCGCACACUGCAGAAGAGGUAUGGCCAGUCUGCCAAGCUAGUCUCCUGGGCUGAGUUGGAGUCGGUGAAGGCCUUCCCCAUUGAUGGGCAGAUUGCUGAGGAGUUUCUCCGACAUCUUGUUAGCUCGAGCGGCAGGCAUUCGGUGCUUACUGGUGCAGUUGAGUGUUUUGCUUUCCUGCAUCACGUGCUUGGAGUUGACAUGGAGCUGAACGCUUGUAGCAAUCCAAUCGUGCAGGGGAUCCUUAGGAAGGCUCGCUUGGAACGACCUGCAAAGAAGCAGGCGAGAGCCUUGCUUGCCAGUGAAGUUCUUGCCUUGGAAGCUCUACUUGCGGAUGAGUGCCGGCCACUCAUCGAUCGGUUUUGCGCUGGAGCCUUCCUCUUUGCAUUGUAUGGCCGGGCCAGGCUUGGUGAUCUUAGGGUUCUUGACUGCUUCAUAACCGACCUUCUUGAGGACAGUGCUAGCGGUUGUGGCUACCUUGAGGUUUUGUCUCUUUCGCACAAGUGCCGCAGUACCAGCAACAGCCAGGGUAUGCGCAUGCACAUUUUGGUGCCUGCCAAAGGCAUCGGCCCGAGGUGUUGGGGCAAAGACUUCAUCUCGGUUGCGAGGGAGCUGGGUCGUGACCUCACCAGCAUUGCUUCGGGAGAGCCUUUACUGUAUAUGCCAGAUGCUCAUGGGAACUUCUCCAAUGUACCUGCUGACACUGAUCGCUUUGCCGCUUGGGUGCAGGAUCUUCUGUCAACGGUGCCGGCAUACAGCGGGGAUAAGAUUUCAGGGCAUUCAGCAAAGGCCACGCCGUUGUCGUGGAUGGGCAAAGCCGGAACAGAUUUUGAUACGCAAACCCUCCUUGGACACCACGUGCUGGUUGGACGCAGCAGUGCCCUGACCUAUGCACGGGACACGCAGGCGGCUCCGGUCCGAAAGUUUGAGGCUCUCAUAGGCGAUGUGCGCCGAGGGGUUUUCCUUCCUGACUCCACGAGGUCCGGACACAUGUCUAGUGCAUUUCCCACUUCUGAUGAAGGUGGUCCUGAGCCUGUGUUUGCUUUCCCGCCGUCACCGCCUCCUCAGCUUGAUGACUCCUUGACUCCUUUUCCGAUGCCUGGUUUCUUGGAUCAGGCUGGUCAGGAUCCAGAAGGCGAGGCUGAUGCUGACUGGCUGGGAGAGCGGGAUUGGUAUCUCAAUGAGUGCCUCAUGUACAGGCAUAAAACUACCAGGACUGUGCAUCUGCUUCCCGCCGGAGCCUCAUCGGGUCGCUUUGUGUGUGGCCGCGAGUGGAAUCAGGCAAUUUUUAAACCGGUUUGUGGAAGUGUGAGCAUUGCCUCCCUUGAGUGCAAGCAGUGCUACAGAGGCAGGUCACUGCGGGAUCUGGGGGCCCUUAACCACGCCCUUGAAGUGGCCACUAAAAAGGCCCGGGUGGAGGGAUCUUCUUAA